Verticillium dahliae VdLs.17 is the source of this 1530-nucleotide messenger RNA. RefSeq lists its product as uncharacterized. The record is from RefSeq and is a predicted model, not a curated record. Gene Ontology annotation, molecular function: sulfate transmembrane transporter activity. Gene Ontology annotation, biological process: transmembrane transport. Bases 1 to 1530 code for a protein of 509 amino acids. The transcript has 4 exons. Gene Ontology annotation, cellular component: membrane. NCBI's taxonomy places the organism in Eukaryota, Fungi, Ascomycota, Sordariomycetes, Glomerellales, Plectosphaerellaceae.
AUGUUUACCCCCAAUGAGAAGCCGCCGGCCGCGGACAAGGCCAUUGCUCAAAGUGCCACCGACUCGGACAACGAUGCGACAGCAACGCCCAAGUCUGAGGAGGUCUACGCCGGCAGUGGAGGCAAGGAUACCAUCUGGGCUGCUGGAGCAUCGGGUGCGUUGUACGAGCCCAUCCCCGAGUAUGAGGGAAGGCACCGCUACGACCCUACCGCUGUAUGGACGGAGAAGGAAGAGAAGAAGCUCGUGAGGAGGCUGGACUACCGCAUUUGCUCCUGGGUGUGCAUCAUGUUCUUCGCCCUUCAACUCGACCGCGGCAACAUCAGCCAGGCCCUGUCAGACAACAUGCUCGACGAUCUUGGCCUCACGACGAACCAGUACAACUACGGCAUGACCAUCUUCUACGUGACCUUUCUCAGCGCGGAGCUGCCCUCGCAGAUGAUCUCGAAAAAGCUCGGCCCCGACGUCUGGAUCCCCAUUCAGAUGGUCAGCUGGUCCAUUGUCGCGGCAUGCCAGUCCAUCCUCGUGGGUGAGAAGGGAUUCUACGCGACCCGCGCGCUGCUCGGCCUCCUCGAGGGCGGCUUUAUCCCCGACGCCAUCCUGUACCUGACCUACUUCUACACGAGCAAGGAGCUUCCCAUCCGCCUGAGCUACUUCUACACCUCGUCCUACCUCACGCAAAUCAUCGCAGCCUUCCUCGCCGUCGGCAUCUUCCAGCUCCGCGGCGUCGGCGGCUGGGAGGGCUGGCGAUGGAUGUUCGCCAUCGAGGGCGGUCUGACGGCCCUCAUCGGCGUCUUCUCGUACCUCUACAUGCCCCCGUCGCCGACGCAGACGGCCUCCUGGUUCCGCGGCCGCAAGGGCUGGUUCACCGAGCGCGAGGAGGUCGUCAUGGUGAACCGCAUCCUGCGCGACGACCCCAGCAAGGGCGGCAUGCACAACCGCCAGGGCCUGACGCUGCCGCUCCUCUGGGCGUCCCUCACCGACGUCGACCUCUGGCCCAUCUACCUCAUGGGCUUCACCGUCCUCAUGCCGCUGCGGCCCGUCAUGGCCUACUUCACCCUGACGCUGCGCAACCUCGGCUUCACGACGCUGCAGACCAACCUGCUGACCGUGCCGGCCUUUGCCAUCUUCAUCUUCCAGCUCAUCUUCUGGUCGCGAAGAACGCUCACGUCCUUUCUUCGCGCAGUCGGCCUGACCUCCCGCAACGCCGGCUCCGUCCGCACGCGCACCGUCGGCAGUGCCGUGUACAACAUGACGGUGCAGACGAGCAGCAUCAUCGGCUCCAACACACGGCUGACCGCGCAGAUCUACCGCGCCGACGACGCCCCCCUCUACCGCCGCGGCAACAGGGCCAUCAUCGGCAUCAUCGCGUGGAACUUUGCCUCGGCCUUCCUGGUCAAGGGCUACUACAUGUGGCGCAACAAGAAGCGCGACCAGGCGUGGAACGCCCUCGGCGCCGCGGAGAAGGACCACUACCUCGCGACGACGACGGACGAGGGCAGCAGGCGGCUGGACUUUCGGUUCGCGCACUGA